CUCACUUUCUCGGCAGCAGUGGUCAUCGCUCUCCUAUCAGCCCCAGCAGUAGUGGGAAAUGCGUUGAUUUUAGCCACAAUCUGGAGGAGGACUUUUCUUAGAACAUCAUUCCAUUCUCUCCUUGGCGGAUUAGCAGUCAGUGACUUUCUAACAGGGCUUAUUUCCCAGCCUUCGUACGCUUUGUUCCACUUGAUACAUAGAAAAAACGCGGCAGCAAUACAAGAUAAUUCAGUGGUAGAAAAUGUUAUUGGAAUAAUCGCUGGAUUUAGCACCUACCUCUUUGUCAACAUAACUGUUGAUACCAUGACAUUAAUGUCCGUUGAGCGAUGGUUGCAUAUGUCUAGGAGAUCUCUUACAACAUCCCAUCGCCGAUAUUACGCUGCUAUCGUAAUAUUACUCUUUUCGAUCCCUUCUUUAGUUAUCUACAGUUUAGCUCGGAAGGAACCAGCUUUUUGGAAUACCUUAUUAAGAGUGACAAUUGCAAAAUUUUCGUUUUGUUAUGUUACCAUAUCGUUUGCUUAUUUUAAGGUUUAUCAAAUUAUUCGUCGUCACCAGCUUCAAACUCAGGCCAACGGAACAUCUCAGAACUUUGGUCAACCCGCAAUAGACUUAGCGAAGUACAAGAAAUCUGUGGCAACUAUGCUAUAUAUCUUUUUGCUAUUUUCUAUGUGUUUCUUACCUUUUGCUAUGUCUAAUGCGGUAGCUCUUAAAACUACAACUCAAGUGUCAAAAAGCGUUAUGAGCCUAUCACUAGUGCUCGUAUUUCUGUCUUCGUCACUCAACCCAGGGUUGUACAUUUGGAGAAUGAGGGACAUCCGUAGGGGUCUUAAACAGCUAUUAGCUAGCUUAAGAACAUAAAUUUUGUCAAAUAAUCAAAAUAAUUCCUUGAUUUGAGUAGAGGUAUUCGUGGAGACACAACUGAAGUAACAAGUGUGCUUCCGAAAAACCGUCGAAAAAAAGCAUUUAAAUGUACAUGGCUAUUUCAGUCAACAAGAAAUUCCAAUUUCAUGGUUGACGCAGUUCUUUCUAAAACAAAGUAGAAACAUUAUUUCCAAGAUAAAAAUUGUCCUACUUAGGCCUUAGUUAUGUACUGUCGAUUCUUAAAUAUAAUUGCAAAAACAGCUAAUGAACUGAACGAAAAUUUGAUUUCGUCGUACAGUAUUCUUUAUGAGUUUACGCGUAUUUCCAAGGAGCUGUAUAAAAAUUCUUAAGAGAUGGUACAUGAAUAACUAUAUUUGGCAUUAAAGUCAGCUUUCCUAAUAAAUGAAAGAUGUAAUUACGGGUAAAAACGACAAAUGUAAGCUUAGGUAAACUUCUGUCCCUUUUUCUUACAGUAUUAAUUAUCUAUGCAUUGGCUUUCGUGAGGUAACUACAAUAGGUUUUGAACAGAUGAACCAAAUGACAUUUGCGAGGCAAAAGUCAUAAAUAAUUAAAAAAGGUUAUCAAGUAUUCUACUCAUGACCAAAUCUCAAAAGGAAAAAUCAUUCAAGCAGUGAGCCGCUGUAUGUCUCCAGAUUAUAAAAGUGAAAACAGUUCCUGUUCAUCAUUUUUACCCCAUAGGUUUAGCAAGAAAUCUCAUUGAGAUUUUUACUUUUACUCCCCAAGCCAUACCAUGCCAGAAAGUUCACACUGAUGAAAUCUCAGUUGUCUUUUGUAGAUUGUUUUACAGCUCUAGCAUAGUAUAAGCAAGUAAGCAUUUUAUAUUUCUGGUCUAAAUUUUACCCUGUCUGUUGUUUACGCCUGGUCCGUAGUCUGCAUUUAACACUGAACAAUUAAGUAAUAAAUUUUAGAAACUAAUAAAGGUUCUGACAGUAAAAUUCGAACUUUCAAUCUAUUUGAUUGCAUUCGUGUCAAUCUAUGUGGCCAACAGGAUAUCAAAGUGGGCAGGGACAUCAUGUAUUGGCUUCAUCCCCCCUUGCAGAGGGGAAUUCUGAUUGAACUUGGUGUUUCGUGGGAAUUUGUCGUUUUCAGUAUGUUUAAGGAGUACUUUAAGGUAAUUGAAUGAAGAACAAUGUUUAUUUAAAAAAUAAUUACUUAUAUAUUCUGAUCUAUGUUAAAAUGUAAGAGUGGUCUUCUUUUUCUUGGUGAAUGUCAAAAAAUAAUUGUGUUUUCAAAAUAUAUGAUAAAAAGUGAUAUCCCAAUAUUUUGAUGUUUUCUUUGAAAUUAUGAAGACUUCUUACUUUUUAUGAAGUUACAACUGAAACUGAUGGUAAUUAAUGUUGGCAAACAAAGAAUUCUAAGACUCGAUGUUUUACUUCUUAAACCUAAAAGAACUAAGUUGAAGUUACAACUCAACCUGAUGGCCAGCGACUUUCACAUGUAAUUCACCAAUUACUAUCAGAAACAACUAAACAGACACUGUAAUGACAAUUGUAAAUGUAGCAACUCUAAACGCUAAAACGAUAAAUAUGUUUUUAACAAAUGGAAUCUCAUCAGCAGCAACAUUAACAAUGAAUAAUUUUAAACUAAGUUAUGUUGCCAUACCCUGGUGAUGUCUGUUUACCUAAGUAUCAGAUACUAGAAAGAACUCUUUCUUGUAAGAGGGUCACAACCGAUGCUCUGAUGAAAAAAUUUGUGACACUUGAUUGUAUAAAUCGUAAUAAAGUUGGAAUUUCUGAAGGUGGAAUAGGAGUUCAUGAGCUUUCAAUUUAAAAAUUUAAUGUUAUAUUGUUAUAUCACAGUACUGAUAUCCUUCUAUUAUUGUUUCUCGAUCCACCUUGGGAAGCCCAAGUAAUAAUAUUUCUUGCCAUACAUGUACAGAGAAAAAGUCUACGUUUCUAUGCUCUUCAGACGACCACAACGAUAAAAACCGCUAUUCCCCUAACAAUGAUAUUUCAGCGGCAGCGAUAGUGGCAGUUUUAUCGCCCUUGGCGGUGGUGAAGAAUGGGUUUAUUUCAGCGACGAUUCGGAAGAGGAACUUUGCGAGAACUUCGUUCCAUAUUUUUCUCGGUAGAUUGACAAUGACUGACUUUUUGGGUGAUCUAAUCGGUGGGCCCCUUCAUGCUUUGAGCAUAUUGGUUAAAGCUUUUACAGAUUCGACGUUAUCACAGGAUAACUCAGCCCAUUUGUCCUCAGUUCGUGAAGCUUUGUUUUUUUUUGCCACCAUUCCUAUCUUUACCAUGACCUUGAUGUGCUUCAAACUUGGAUGCAGAUGUCUCGAUGAUCCUUUAAGAAAUCAUUCCUUCCGAUUCCAACCGUUUUCCUUUUAUUUUUAUAUACAAACGAUCUAGCUUUUUUUAAUAUAUUGUUAAUAGGGGUGAACUCAGAGAUUUCAUUUUGUUCUCCUGGGCAAUGCUCGCUUAUUUCAAAGUUUAUCGGAUUAUCCGCCGUUAUUAUAGCAAAAUUCAAGGCGGCGGACUUUUUCAGAACUUUAGUUAACCCGCAAUUGACUUAUCAAAGUAAAACAAACCUGUAGCAUCUAUGCUAUGUAUUUUAUUGUUAUUCUGUUCUGUUCUAAUCUGUGUCUUGCCGUGCGUUAUUUCCACUACGGUACGUGGAUAUGUUAAUUCACAACGGCUGGCAAGAGACGAAGAAAUGACAGCUCUCUGCCAUGGCACCAGUGAUGCUAAUGUUUUUGUCAUCCUUUUUCAAUCCAGGGUUGUACCUUUGGAGAAUAAGAAAUAGUCGUAGUGGUCUCAGGAAAACAAUUUUUCAGAAUGUUAAGGAAAACGGUUUUUCUGUUGCGUUUUGAUUGAUUUCAAAUCAAGUUAAAUUGAUUUUAGUCAAAGUAAUUUCCGAAAGAGAGUAUUAAUAUCGUACAGGUUUUCAUUAAGAGGCUUUCUUGGUAAAGUAGCCUUAUUCACAUUUAAAGUUGUACAAUAAAUUAAAUCCAAAGUUUAAUUAACUUCUACAUUUUUUCUUCGGAGGUUUAGUAUAAAUUUAAAAAAUCUGUUUGAAGUUUUCCUAACAAUCUAUUACAUAGGGGUUUUGGUUGGACGAUCUUAGUUAGUGAAAAAACUAAUUUCGGACACUAAUGCCAAUAACAAUGUUAUUAAAAUGGGGGCAUGAUCUGUUAUUUAACUUACAGCAUUGAUUAUGCAAACAUUGAUUUGUGUUAGGGAUCUACAAUACGCUUUGCAUUUUAAAUUAUCUAAAGAAAAAAAAAGGGAUUAAAACGGAAACAGCAUGCGGCUGCAAAAGUUAAAACAAUGUAUUCGUUUGAAAGGCUGCGCUUUAUUUUAUUACUUUCUAAGAGGAAACAGGUGAAAAAUUAGCUCAUCAGUCGAUGAAAAUUUAAUGUAGAGCGUAAAUCUUCGAGGCUCAUCCGACAGUUACAAAAAAGACUUUUAUUCUAACGUUCACUUCAAAAGCUUCAUUAAGCUGCGAAUACAGCGUUGUAUAACUCAAGAUAAUUUGGCCGAUGUUACCAACUGAGUCGAUAGUGCAAAUUACCACCGUAAAGAGUUUGUAAGUCUAACAUUUCAAGCGUUAGCCCUUCGUGAGAGCAAAUGUAUAACUCAGACGACCAUAAUUGGAAAGACAAUGACAAAUUUCGUUCGGUUGUUAUUUUUUCAAAGGCAACCGCCAUCGCUAUGUUAUCACCUGUAGCUGUGGUAGGAAAUGCGAUCAUUUUGGCGACAAUUUGGAGAAGAACCUUUCCACGAACAACCUUUCAUAUCCUUCUGAGUGGAAUAGCGUUAAACGAUCUGUGCACAGGACUCAUUGCUCAGCCAUGUUAUGCAGCGAGCUUUCUAAUAUCUCCAACGAAAGAUUCGAAGGUAAAGGAUAAUCCAAAUCUUGCUGCCACCUUGCGUACCGUAGGCGAAGCAACUGGCAAUUUCUUUGUCUCCGUUACAAUUCUAACCAUAACAGCGAUGUCCAUUGAGCGAUGGCUGUAUAUGUCUCGAGGCUCCUUCACCACAUCCCGUCGUAGAUAUUUCAUUCUAAUUUUAAUGCUAUUCGUCCCUAUUCCCAACGUUAUAAUUCGGGUUUUAAUACACCAGAAUUUCCGGUUUGAAAAAAUAUAUGAGAUAACUAUGAUCUCAGAAAUUUCAUUUUUUUAUGUAAUCAUAUUAUUUGCUUAUUACAAAGUUUAUAGGAUCAUUCGGCAUCAUCAACAGCAGAUUAAAGCCAGCGAAGUGUCAACUCAAAGAUUUGGUCAGAAUGCAAUAAAUCUGGAAAAAUACAAAAGAUCCGUUGCCACUAUGAUAUAUAUUUUAUUGCUGUUCUCUGUAUGUUUCAUACCAUUUACUGUAGCUGUUCCUGUCGAUUUUAUUACACGUUCGAAAGCUGGAAUGGUCACCGAGAAAGUGUCUGUUGUGCUUGUAUUUCUAUCUUCUUCUCUCAGCCCAGUUUUGUACCUUUGGAGAAUGAGGGAGAUUCGGGCUAGUCUGAAGCAACUGUUAACCAUACACAAAUAA
Molecule: messenger RNA, 5360 nt
Organism: Pocillopora meandrina
Lineage: Eukaryota; Metazoa; Cnidaria; Anthozoa; Scleractinia; Pocilloporidae
Source: the annotation of a GenBank genome assembly